Paramuricea clavata is the source of this 303-nucleotide messenger RNA. The record is from the annotation of a GenBank genome assembly. Lineage: Eukaryota; Metazoa; Cnidaria; Anthozoa; Malacalcyonacea; Plexauridae.
AUGAAUGGAUUUAUUUCAGCAGAGCGCCUGAUUAAAUCUGGUGUACCACAAGGUUCUAUUUUAGGACCAUUAUUAUUUCUGUUGUACAUCAAUGACUUGCCCGAGUGCCUUAAUAUUACAAGACCUCGACUAUUUGCUGAUGACACAAAUCUCACAGCUUCUGGAGACUCAAUGAAUGAUGCUGUGUUUGUAGUAAAUUCCGAUUUAGAAAACCUUAGAAAUUGGUUAAUAGCCAAUAAACUCAGCUUGAAUGUAGCUAAAACUGAAUUCAUGUUGAUUGGCUCAAAACGAAUGAGAAUCGGA